Molecule: messenger RNA, 1620 nt
Organism: Talaromyces marneffei
Lineage: Eukaryota; Fungi; Ascomycota; Eurotiomycetes; Eurotiales; Trichocomaceae
Exons: 1
Coding region: 1-1620 (539 amino acids)
Biological process (GO): protein insertion into mitochondrial inner membrane from matrix; mitochondrial respiratory chain complex III assembly
Cellular component (GO): mitochondrial inner membrane
Molecular function (GO): ATP binding; ATP hydrolysis activity
Source: RefSeq, a predicted model, not a curated record
AUGUCAUCUAUCCCCCUUCCACGCGAAGCCUCAAAACUCCUCAAACCAGGCUACGCGCAACUCUUGAAUCUGCUCCAAAACACCAUAGGCGUCGACCCUCUAACGCUAGUGAACAUCGGCCUUUUUGUGGCUGGUAUCUUCACUUUUCUACGGUACCUCUUUACGCGCAUCAUAAUACUCUGGGUAACCGUUCGCAUAAACGAGGAUGAUCAGUUGUACCAAAGCCUCAUGCGAUGGAUGGCAGACCACCAAUUCAUGAACCGCCAGUUCCGCAGCGUGAAGGCCGUUAGCGCAUCCAAGAGUUCGUGGGAGGAUGAGGAAGACGCUCUCAAAUCCAUGACAACUGCAGGUGGUAGUGGGGACAAGAAGAUUCUCACGGAGCCAGAUCCGAAUAAUCUGAUUAGCUAUCGGACUAUUGUCGGCAGGUCGCCCAUCAGUCUACAGCCUUUUCAGGGCACGCAUAUCUUCCGUCGUCAUGGGAGCUGGAUCCUGUUUCAGCAUGUGAUUCGGAAGGGCAGUGAGUUGGUGCCACAGGAUAGGGAAAGCGGUUAUAUCCAGAUGAAAUGUGUUGGGUCGUCGUUUGCGCCUGUACAGAGCCUGCUGGAAGAAGCGCAGCUGUAUCAUCUUGAAAGAACAAAGACGACUACGACGGUGCAUAGAGCCAUCUCAAAUGUGCGGGAGAUGAUUCGUUGGACGACGUUUAGUGCUCGACCCUCGAGGGAUAUGUCCACUGUCAUAUUUGAUAAAAAGACUAAGCAGAAGUUGCUGCAAGAUAUUAAUGAGUAUCUACAUCCGCAUACGAGACGGUGGUAUGCGAAUCAUGGCAUUCCCUACAGACGCGGUUACCUGUUCUCGGGCGCACCGGGUACCGGCAAGACGAGUCUGACAUCUGCUUUGGCAGGCGUCUUUGGUUUGGAUAUCUACGUAUUGAGUCUACUAGAUCCGAAUAUGAAUGAAUCGGCCUUGAUGAGGUUGAUGUCGGAGGUUCCGUCGCGAUGUAUUGUCUUGUUGGAGGAUAUUGAUGCCGCGGGUUUAAAUCGUCCGGCUAGUGAGCCUAAACCAAGACUGGGCAGAAGAGGCAAGGGAGACAAAACAGCGGACUCGAAUGCUCUGAGUGUAAUUCCAGGGGCUGAUCAAGGGGCUUUGAAUGCUAGCAAUGCCUCCGCAGCGACGUCGGUUUCCUUGUCCGGCUUACUCAAUGCAAUCGAUGGAGUAUCUUCGCAAGAGGGACGAAUUCUUAUCAUGACCACGAAUUCACCGGAAUCUUUGGAUAAGGCUUUGAUCCGCCCGGGUCGCGUUGAUAUGCAUAUUGCUUUUGAACUUCCGACCAGGGUCGACAUGCAAGAGUUGUUUCUGUCCAUGUAUCGAGACGACACUGCUGGUGUAGCUCAUGGUAGUGAGUCGAUCAACACCAGCGAGGAACAAGAAAAGAAAGAUGAUCGGCGUUUGGAGAGGUUUGCCAUAAGAUUCGCAGAGUCUGUCCCAGAGAGAAAGUUCAGUCUUGCAGCCCUGCAAGGUUUUCUUCUACAGUAUAAGAGAAGUCCUGAAGAGGCGUGUAGCACGGCAGCUGAAUGGGCGGAGAUCACAUUGCAGAAAAUGGCCGAGGAGGAUGAAGAAUAG